Messenger RNA from Drosophila erecta, 1837 nucleotides. RefSeq names its product coiled-coil domain-containing protein 22 homolog. The record is from RefSeq and is a predicted model, not a curated record. NCBI's taxonomy places the organism in Eukaryota, Metazoa, Arthropoda, Insecta, Diptera, Drosophilidae. Gene Ontology annotation, biological process: positive regulation of ubiquitin-dependent protein catabolic process. The transcript has a single exon. Bases 95 to 1756 code for a protein of 553 amino acids. Gene Ontology annotation, molecular function: cullin family protein binding.
AACUUGUUCACGUAUCGCUGUGACUGCCACAAGUGGGUCACAAAAAAAAACACUCCCAUUAAAAUGCGAAAAUAAAUGGUAAAUAAAGCAAAUCAUGGACGAAGUGGACAAGAUAAUCAUGCACCAGCUGCACCAGGUGGACGCGGCCAUCGAGCCGACGGAGGAGCUGUCCGGAUUCACCCCGGAACAGGUGGUGCGAGCGGUCUCCGGCUGUCUGGCGGAGAUCCGUCCAGACCUGCAGCUUCCCCGGACACUUCCCGGCGGAGCGAUGGCCCAGCGCUUCGGAGUGGCCAGCUCCUUGGCGCAGGGCUGCAAGGAUAGCGGUUACAGGGGCGAUAUUGGAUAUCAGACCUUCUUGUAUCCCAAUGCCGUGGAACUGCGGCGGUUGCUGAUGUUUCUCAUCGAACAACUUCCGCGAGAGCGUCAAAGCGCGGAGGACGGUGCCAGCAAGUCGCAAACCCUGAGUCACAGGCAACUCCUAGAGCGAAAAAUACGUAAGGAGCUCGCCCAACAACUUAAGACACCCUGGGUGCCACAGUUUGCCAGGUCCGUGGGCAAUCGCAAAUUGCUUGGUUGUAGUAGUCUGGGCAUCGAAUUUCGACCAAACAUCAAUCUCAACAUUCCAUCCGCCAAUCCCGAGGACCGUUCCAAGGAGCAGCAGCAGUAUUUAGACCAACAGGCACCCAACCUCUUCCAGCAAACAUCCUCCACCUCGACGGAUCUAAUUGCCUCGGUGCUGCACAAGAAUGAACUGGACAGGUGGGACCAGACAUUGCCGGAUUCAACGCUUCUUUUUGUGGAUAGCGAAGAACCAGCGCCGCCCCCGAUUUCUACCGUAAAACCGGCCGCCAGUGCGGAGGAGGAGGCUUCACCCAUCCAAGAACUGAGCGACCAAGUCGAGGAGUUGCGAGUCCAAUGCGAAACCCUGCUAGCGGAACGCAAAGCAUAUGCUGUUGCCAUUGCAGCUCUUAAGCAGCGGGAAGCAAAAGCGAGCGAGGAGAUCAGUCGCAUUCAGCCCACGCUCAAACUGCACGAACGCACUUCCUUGGUUCUCGCCGAUUCCGAGGAGAACCUGACCAAACUGGAGGCCCUACUAAAAUCGACUCAAAGCAAAAGGAUUACGCUUACCCAGCAGUGGCAGGAUUACAGGAAACCGCUGCUGGAAAGCCUAGAGAAACUUAAGACCGCCAAGGAAGCUCAGGAGGUCCAGGGCAUUCGCAACAACAUCGAGCAACUGGAGCAGGAACUUCUGACCAAGACCCAACAGCACAACGAACUUAAUGCCACCCUGCGAAACGCCAGUCAGUCCUUGGCACCUCGCAAGGAGUACACCCGCAGGAUACACGAAUUCAUUGGGAAUAUCCGUAAGCAACGAGCCGAUAUCUACAAAGUUCUGGAUGACACGCGGCAACUGCAGAAGCAGCUCAAUGUUGUGGGUGCCCAGUUGCAGCGCCAGUUCAACUACACGGACGAUCUGCUCUUCCAGAGCGCCAAGCAUGAUCUCCACGCUAAGCGGGCCUACAAGCUCUUGGCCCAACUCCAUGCCAAUUGCAACGAGUUGGUCGAGUGCGUCUCCCUCACGGGAAACGUGACCAAGCAGAUCCGCGAACUGGAGGUCCAAAUCGAUGGCGAGAAGCUGAAGAACGUGCUGACCAGUCUGCAGCAGAUCACCGGCGAUAUCCAGAAGUUCGAGCAACACAUCCAGGAGCUGCAGGAGCAAAUACGGACUGUGGAGCAGCCGAAUGCAGGGAGUUAGUUACUCGGAAUCACUUGUUUACUAGUGCCAAUCACAAUAAACGAAUUGAUGCACGCCAAGCGUUCAUUUCAUUAGUCAAAA